Molecule: messenger RNA, 1161 nt
Organism: Ambispora leptoticha
Lineage: Eukaryota; Fungi; Glomeromycota; Glomeromycetes; Archaeosporales; Ambisporaceae
Source: the annotation of a GenBank genome assembly
AUGUCUCAUCGAAAAUUUGAGGCCCCACGUCAUGGCUCUUUGGGAUUCCUUCCACGAAAGCGGGCACGUCGUCACCGAGGGAAGGUUAAGUCUUUCCCGAAGGACGACCCUUCAAAACCUGUACAUUUGACUGCUUAUCUGGGAUAUAAAGCUGGAAUGACUCAUGUGGUUCGAGAUUUAGACCGUCCUGGCUCCAAAAUGCACAAGAAGGAGGUAGUCGAGGCGGUCACUAUAAUUGAAACUCCACCGCUCGUCAUAGUGGGUGUAGUUGGCUACGUUGAAACCCCACGCGGUCUCCGUUCUCUAACAACAGUAUGGGCUCAACAUUUAAAUGAAGAGCUAAGACGACGCUUCUACAAAAACUGGUAUCGCGCAAAAAAGAAGGCAUUCACCAAAUACGCCCUAAAACACGCAAACGGCGGAAAGGAUAUCAUUCGUGAAUUAGAACGAAUCAAAAAAUACUGUCAAGUUGUUCGCGUUUUAGCACAUACUCAAAUUCGUAAAAUCAACAUUGGUCAAAAAAAGGCACAUCUUAUGGAAAUUCAGUUGAACGGUGGAACGAUCGCAGAUAAAGUUAAUUGGGCUAAAGAUCAUUUCGAGAAGGAGGUCGAUAUAUCGUCGGUGUUUGAACAGGAUGAGAUUGUUGAUGUUAUUGGUGUGACGAAGGGUAAAGGAUUUGAAGGGGUUACGCAUCGAUGGGGUACGAAGAAGCUUCCGAGAAAGACACAUAAGGGUCUAAGAAAGGUCGCUUGUAUUGGUGCAUGGCAUCCUUCAAGAGUAAUGUAUUCUGUGCCACGUGCUGGUCAGGAUGGAUAUCAUCACCGAACAGAAGUGAACAAGAAAAUUUACCGUAUAGGCAAAGGUGACGAUAAAUCUAACGCGGCUACAGAAUACGAUCUCACUGAAAAAAAAAUCACGCCAUUGGGUGGAUUUCCUCAUUAUGGCGUUGUAAAUGAAGAUUUUAUAAUGAUCAAGGGAGCUUGCGUUGGAGUAAAGAAACGGGUUCUCACGUUGAGAAAAUCACUUAUUACUCAUACUAGUCGAUCUGCACUAGAAAAGUUCAUCGACACUAGUUCGAAAUUCGGUCAUGGUCGAUUCCAGACUGCUGCCGAGAAACAUUCUUUCCUCGGUACACUCAAAAAAGACAUUACUACAUCAUAA